This is a messenger RNA of Trichoplusia ni (cabbage looper), 921 nucleotides long. Its product is annotated as GATA zinc finger domain-containing protein 1. The record is from RefSeq and is a predicted model, not a curated record. The transcript has 2 exons. Gene Ontology annotation, cellular component: nucleus. Gene Ontology annotation, biological process: chromatin organization; regulation of DNA-templated transcription. Bases 87 to 848 code for a protein of 253 amino acids. Lineage: Eukaryota; Metazoa; Arthropoda; Insecta; Lepidoptera; Noctuidae. Gene Ontology annotation, molecular function: zinc ion binding.
UCUGUCAGAAAAUAAAACAGCGUCAAUUUGUGUUUAUUUUGUUCGAAGCUAUGUGUUUAUAAUAAAUAUUAUCAAAGUUGAUCACGAUGCCUAAACCUACGUGUGUUCAAUGUAGUACCGACGACUCUCUGCUCUGGCGAACCGCCGAAAACGGGCAGAUAUGCAAUGAAUGUCAUCUCUCUAACACGGCUACUAAAGAAGCGAAAUCAGAGACUACUGUUAAGCCCGAUCCGGACGAUAAAAAGGAUGACAAGGACGAUGCUGAUAGUAAGAAUGGACGAAGUGAAGGAGAAACUACUCCUGCUAAAGCGACAGGCAAGGGAACUAGGAAAAGCACGCGAUCCACUCGGUAUAAAGCAAAAACGCCCGCUCCCGCCCAGCCGAAGACUCCUGCACCGCGUGGCCGUGGACGCCGGAGCAUCUUCAAACGGCAGCCUUUGAAAGCUCCGACGGCGACGCCGACAGUAGUAACGAGCGACUCCAUCUUCUACAAGGGCAUGUACAUGCAGGUGGGCGACAUCGUGUCCAUGACGGACGUGGACGGCAGCACGUAUUACGCGCAGAUCCGCGGCUUCAUGACCGACCAGUACUGUGAGAAGAGUGCUGUCGUCACCUGGCUGCUGCCCACCCGCGCCAGCCCACCACCUGAGAAAGGCUUUGACCCCGCUACUUAUAUUAUUGGUCCUGAAGAGGAGCUACCUCGGAAACUAGAAGUGAUGCAGUUUGUGAUGCACGCCCCCUCAGACUACUACAAAGCAAGCAACAGCCCGUACCCCCUCACUGACAACGAGGUCAACAACUACACCGGCUUCAUAUGGACGACACUGGAGCCCACAGAGAAUACCUAGAUCAUAACUAUCCUUAGCUGUAAUGUUAACUCAUGAUUAGUGUGUAAUUAAAGUUAUUUUCCUAAUUUUCUAU